Sclerotinia borealis F-4128 is the source of this 1032-nucleotide messenger RNA. The record is from the annotation of a GenBank genome assembly. Lineage: Eukaryota; Fungi; Ascomycota; Leotiomycetes; Helotiales; Sclerotiniaceae.
AUGGCCCUCAAUCGCUCCAUCAAGUUGAACUCAGGAUACAGCAUUCCGCUUGUUGGCUUAGGGACCUGGCAGUCAAAACCAAACGAAGUCAAGGAGGCUGUGGCACAUGCGCUGAAAGUGGGAUACCGUCAUAUUGAUGCAGCCGCGGUAUAUGGAAAUGAAACCGAAGUUGGAGAAGGAAUCAAUGCAUCAGGGAUAGACAGGAAGGACAUAUUCAUCACUGGCAAAUUAUGGAAUACAGACCAUAAGCCCGAGGAUGUAGAAGCCGCACUUGAUACAACAUUACGAGAUCUCCAAACUGAUUAUCUUGAUCUUUAUUUGAUCCAUUGGCCUGUUGCCUUCCCACAGUCUAAGGAACCAUUUCCCGUUGAUCCAAAAACCGAGGAGAUCAUAGUCAUCGAUGUCCCAAUCAAAGACACAUGGAUAGCAUUGGAAGGUCUUGUGAAAAAGGGAAAGAUUAGAAGUAUCGGCGUUAGCAAUUUCACCAGACAGAAGAUCGAAACUCUGUUAGAGACUGCAACGAUUCCACCAGCAGUCAAUCAAAUCGAGGCACACCCCUAUCUCCAGCAACCUGAACUUUUGGAAUGGCAUAAAUCUCAGAACAUUGCGGUAGCCGCCUACAGCCCCCUUGGUAACAAUAUAUACAACUUGCCAAGAGGCAUUGAUGACCCUGCUGUGGUUUCCCUGGCAAGAGGUCUGGGAAAGCAGGCGGCUCAACUUCUCAUUAGUUGGGCAGUUCAGCGAGGCACCAUCGUUGUUCCUAAAUCCGUUACACCACAGCGAAUAAGUGAUAAUUUUCAAGGUCGGUCAUACCUAGACGCUCAGUUUACAGGUGCUGGUCAAGCUAAUUGUGGUUUAGACUUUGAAUUGCCAGAUGAUGUUUUCCAGAAGAUAUGCUCUUUGGAUCGGAACCAUCGAUAUAACUUCCCUGCACGGCUUGGAGUGGAUAUCUUUGGUGAGGUCAGCCCAGAGAGUUUGAGGAAGAGUGUCGAGGAUUGGAAAGAAGCUCAGAGAAAGUUGCGCUCUACAUGA